GAUGGCGACUGCUGAACCGGAAGUGACCCCGAAUACACCGAAUUCAGAAGAAGAGCAGAGCGAUGCUAGUGGCCGAGAAAUUGUGAGUCCUGAAGAUUACAUCAAACAUCCGCUACAGAACAGAUGGGCUCUGUGGUUCUUUAAGAACGACAAAAGUAAAACCUGGCAAGCCAACCUGCGACUCAUCUCGAAGUUUGACACAGUCGAAGACUUUUGGGCACUUUACAAUCACAUCCAGCUGUCGAGUAACUUAAUGUCCGGAUGCGAUUAUUCACUCUUUAAGGACGGUAUCGAGCCCAUGUGGGAGGACGAGAGGAAUAAACGCGGCGGACGCUGGCUCAUCACUCUGUCCAAACAGCAGCGCAGAGCCGAUUUAGAUCGCUUCUGGCUCGAGACGCUCCUGUGUCUGGUGGGCGAAGCGUUUGACGAUCACAGCGACGACGUGUGCGGCGCGGUCGUCAACGUCCGAACGAAAGGAGACAAAAUCGCGAUCUGGACAACGGACUUCGAGAACAAAGACGCGAUCGUGCACAUAGGGCGUGUGUAUAAGGACAGGUUAGGCGUUCCGUCUAAAGUCAUCAUCGGUUACCAGUCCCACGCAGACACGGCCACGAAGAGCGGCUCCACCACCAAGAACAAGUUUGUUGUCUGAAGUCUGCAGCGGUCCUGUAUAAAUACGUGGAAAACCCCGACAAACUAACAAACUUCAUUUAACGACAGACCUGACGAAUCGGGACGUUCUUUUCGUCACAGAUCUUUUACAGGAUGUUGUUGAGAAAUUUCUGAUUUAUUCAUUUUUAUAUAUAUAUAUAUAUAUAUAUAUAUAUAUAUAUAUAUAUAUAUAUAUAUAUAUAUAUAUAUAUAUAUAUAUAUAUAAAUGGUGUCUUAUACAACUGUACAGUGUAUAAAUAUGAGACCAUGUGACUAUUUUUGUUUUCUUUAUAUUUUCCCACCUUUUAAAAAAAAAAAAAGAAAAGUCAUUAUUACGUAAUUAUUAAUUGAAAAUUGAGGCUUAAUCUCAUUGUUACGUUUUGUGUUCAUUUUAAAAAAAAAAAAAAAAAAAAACCUUUUUGUUAAUUUAAAAAAAAAAAAAACUUUACACUUACCAGUACUACACAUUUUUUUUUAUUUUCAAGCUAAUUUAUUUCUGUUAAUUUUUUUUUUCUUCUCAUUUCCGUUUUAGUUCGUUUUAGAUGAUUCUUCCGGGCGUUAUUAUAUCAUAUGUUGUUAUAACGCAUUGCGUUAUUGUUUUCUUUCUUUGCCGUGUUGUACAUCUGUGUGAUUUUUUUUACAUUUUUAAAAAUUUUUCCUGCCCUGCGUCUCGCUGUUUAAAUGAUAACGGAUUCUAAAAAGCGAGUUUGGAGGACUCCUGACUCGAAUUUAAAGAUUUGAGUGAUUUACAGAAACAAACAAACAAACAAACAAAAAAAAAAAGGGAUGAUGAUUGUAUGAGCAUUGUAUAAGAGACGAGUGUAAAUAAAUUUGUACAGCGCAUUGUCUUAA
Ictalurus punctatus (channel catfish) is the source of this 1503-nucleotide messenger RNA. RefSeq names its product eukaryotic translation initiation factor 4ea (gene eif4ea). The coding region runs from base 2 to 652 and encodes 216 amino acids. Gene Ontology annotation, cellular component: cytoplasm; eukaryotic translation initiation factor 4F complex. The transcript has 8 exons. Gene Ontology annotation, molecular function: RNA 7-methylguanosine cap binding; translation initiation factor activity. Lineage: Eukaryota; Metazoa; Chordata; Actinopteri; Siluriformes; Ictaluridae. Gene Ontology annotation, biological process: translational initiation. The record is from RefSeq and is a predicted model, not a curated record.